This is a messenger RNA of Lodderomyces oxycetoniae, 1422 nucleotides long. RefSeq lists its product as uncharacterized. Bases 1 to 1422 code for a protein of 473 amino acids. The transcript has a single exon. The record is from RefSeq and is a predicted model, not a curated record. Lineage: Eukaryota; Fungi; Ascomycota; Pichiomycetes; Serinales; Debaryomycetaceae.
AUGGUGACAGUUAUCCCUCCAAAAACUGUUACACAUGAUCUCAUCCAGGAGCUACCGCAUCCGCGAUAUAUAUAUCCAUUAAACAUUAAGAUUCGUUUGGAUAUACCACUCAUCAUAGUUUAUGCUAAAUCAUGGGAUCGCGAUGAUAAAAGCAAGACUCCAGGAUUAUUGUUAGUGACAGAUUUAUCCAUGUGUCCCACGUAUACGUGUGUUCGCAAAGGAUUGUUACCACCCAAGGUUCUCGAGUAUAUUCUGAAGUAUAAGGUAUGGCCACAAGACCACAUAUUCAGUAUAGAGAUGUCGCCGAAACAACAUCAAGAUUUGAGUGACGAGUUUGAACGGAUAAGUCCCCAAGAUCCUAUUUUUGCCAGGAUGAAUUUCGAUAUAAGAGUCAAGAAUAAAACUGCUAUUGAUGGAUUGACAAAUCUGCUUAGGAUAUGUGAUCGAUUUAAUAUUAAUGAGGUAAUGCUGGGGGUGGAAAGAGAGUUUGUUAAUUUGUUGGAUAGAUACGAGAAACUCCGCGGUCGCCUAGAGCUUGAGCAGGUAGUUGAGUAUUUCAACUUGAGAGGGUUUAUAAAAAGAAAUGGUGGAUUAAAGGAGGAAAUUGAGAAUAUUUCUCAAUUUCCUGAAUUCAAUGAAGAGCGAGAUAUGGGAGAAACUCAAUUUAUUGAUCUCACUGAUGAAGAGGAGGAGGAGGGGGAGGAAGAAAAGGAAGAAAAGGAAGGGGAAGGGGGGGGAAGGAAGGAGGUGGUGGAACUAAAUAUCGAAUCUCAAAUUGGAGAACUUAAUAAUCUGUGCGAUUCAGACAGCGAUAUUGAUGUUUCUGCUUCUAAUUUAACUGAAUCUGAAAUAUUUACUGCUCCACCUCCCAAUCUGUUUGUUGAACAGAGAUCAGCCCCCGCUCCCAAAGAAGCAACUCCCCCCUCUGUACCCACUUCUCCAUUGAACAACACACUGGUAUACGAUGGUUUGUCCCCACGGCUCUUUGAGAAGAUCAAUACAGUCAAUAAACUAAAUCAGUGGAGUAAGAAGAAAACGCUGCACACAGGCCACCAGCUUGUAAAUUUCGGACCAGUGAAAUUGGUUGGUAUGCUACCUUUCAAACCAUUCACCAUAAGACCAUAUAGAAGAACUUUGCAAUUUGCACCGUUUAGAAUUAUAUUAGAAGAUGACAAUAAAGACACUAUAUUUGUCGAAAUAUCCAAUGAUGAAGAAGUUUGCCAUUUUUUCAAUUUAAUAGAAAUUGAAGAUGUUUUUGAACAAGAUAGAGUUGAAAAGAUGUAUAAUGAUAUAACUCGUUUGUUGGAUAAAAAUAGUAAAGUUCAGUUGAGAUUGAAAUUGCAAACAAGACAAUUGAUUGGUAGGUAUCAAAUGCACUAUUGGACUUUUCACUCAACUUUAGAGGAAAUUCUUUCAAGCUAA